Molecule: messenger RNA, 1262 nt
Organism: Tripterygium wilfordii
Lineage: Eukaryota; Viridiplantae; Streptophyta; Magnoliopsida; Celastrales; Celastraceae
Product: mitochondrial uncoupling protein 5-like
Exons: 1
Coding region: 91-1065 (324 amino acids)
Biological process (GO): malate transmembrane transport; oxaloacetate transport; thiosulfate transport
Cellular component (GO): mitochondrial membrane
Molecular function (GO): succinate transmembrane transporter activity; thiosulfate transmembrane transporter activity; antiporter activity
Source: RefSeq, a predicted model, not a curated record
GGCCUAAAAUCCCAUCAUUCAUUCUCACAGGCAUAAACACAAACACUUGACGAACACAUAAACAGGAAUUAAUACUAAUUACCUGAAAUUAUGGGUGUCAAGGGAUUCGUUGAGGGUGGAAUCGCUUCCAUUGUUGCUGGAUGCUCGACUCAUCCUAUGGAUCUGCUCAAGGUCCGUAUGCAACUUCAAGGUGAGAGCAUGACUGUUCCAAACGUUCAGCAAGUUCCUACUUUGCGACCUGCUUUGGCCUUCCAUUCUACCCCAGCUGCUGUCUUCCCUCCUAAUUCGAUUAACAUUCCUCCGCCACCUCGUGUGGGACUUGUAUCCGUGGGGAUGAAGAUUGUUCAGGCCGAGGGUGUUGCUGCUCUGUUCUCCGGCGUCUCUGCCACCGUCCUCCGUCAGACACUCUAUUCGACCACUCGAAUGGGACUUUAUGAUGUUCUGAAGCAAAAAUGGACCGAUAAGGACUCCAAAAACAUGCCCCUUCCACGCAAGAUCGUUGCUGGACUCAUCUCCGGCGCGAUCGGCGCUGCGGUCGGGAACCCUGCCGACGUGGCUAUGGUCAGGAUGCAGGCGGACGGCCGGCUUCCCGUAGCUCAACGCCGCAACUACAGUAGCGUGAUCGAUGCGAUCACGAGGAUGUCGAAGCAGGAAGGCAUCACCAGCCUGUGGCGCGGUUCGGCGCUGACCGUGAAUCGUGCUAUGAUCGUGACUGCCUCGCAGCUUGCGACGUACGAUCAGGUGAAAGAGGCAAUUUUGGAGAAGGGAGUGAUGGCCGACGGGCUGGGGACCCACGUGACCGCGAGUUUUGUGGCAGGGUUUGUGGCGUCUGUGGCGUCGAAUCCGGUGGAUGUGAUAAAGACUAGAGUAAUGAACAUGAAGGUGGAACCAGGGCAGGCUCCGCCGUACAAUGGUGCCCUGGAUUGUGCAAUGAAAACUGUGAAGGCCGAGGGACUUACGGCGCUUUAUAAGGGCUUCAUCCCAACCAUUUCAAGGCAAGGUCCUUUCACUGUGGUGCUGUUUGUGACAUUGGAGCAGGUCAGGAAGUUACUAAAGGAUUUCUGAUCGAUCGAUGAUGACGAAAACUAUAUUUUGGUUCCUUGUUCUAUAAAUUGAAUUCAGUCUACAUUUACUACUACAGAAAAUAUGAUACCAGAUUGGUAUGAGUUUUUAGAAUGUAAUUCCUUCAAGUAAUGAAGCUAUUUGUUGACCUAGAUGGAUUAAGCUUUCAAUGAAAGAAGUCUUUAUUAGAAUUUCCACCA